Bacillus rossius redtenbacheri is the source of this 1708-nucleotide messenger RNA. It is a transcript of the gene Dbct, whose product is annotated as lipoamide acyltransferase component of branched-chain alpha-keto acid dehydrogenase complex, mitochondrial. Lineage: Eukaryota; Metazoa; Arthropoda; Insecta; Phasmatodea; Bacillidae. Gene Ontology annotation, molecular function: lipoic acid binding; acetyltransferase activity. Bases 25 to 1542 code for a protein of 505 amino acids. The transcript has 8 exons. The record is from RefSeq and is a predicted model, not a curated record. Gene Ontology annotation, cellular component: cytoplasm; mitochondrion.
GUGUGAGGUAAUUUUUUAUUUCCCAUGACUUUGAGACGUUAUGAGUUGUUAUUGUUUUUGAUAACAUAUGUAUUUGUUUUAACCUAUGAAACGAUGCUUGGCCGCAGUAUUCCGUCGUUGAGAUAUUGUAAUCGUUUUACGUUUGCGCGGCAAAGAGAAGUACGACGAACGGUGUCAUUGCUGUCUGCACCUCCAUGUAGACUAUGUCUAUGUCCAGGCCUCAAUUUGGGAUUGGAGUUCCUGUCAAGGUAUCACAACCAAAAAAUGAAUUGGUUAAACAAGCAAGCUCGUGGGUAUGCCACAAGUAUGCCAGAAAAGAAGGUGGUGGCAUUUUAUUUGGCAGAUAUAGGAGAAGGCAUCAAGGAAGUGACUGUGAAGGAAUGGUAUGUCCAAGUUGGUGACAGGGUAUCGGAAUUUGACAAUGUAUGUGAAGUACAAAGUGAUAAAGCAUCUGUCACAAUUACCAGCAGAUAUGAAGGAGUUAUCAAAAAGCUGUAUUACAACAUUGACGAAAUAGCAUUUGUUGGCAAACCUCUGGUUGAUAUAGAAGUUGAAACUGGCGAAGCUAAUGACCAGGAGUCCUCACCAGCUAAGCAAGACCCUUUGCCGGAAGAAGUUACUUCUGAUGCAAACAAAGCUGUGAGUUCAGAAACCAAAGUACUGGCAACUCCAGCGGUCAGAAGAAUUAGUAUGGAAUAUAAUGUUGACAUAUCUGCAGUGAAAGGAACUGGAAAAGAUGGUAGAGUACUCAAAGAAGACAUUUUGGCAUAUUUAAACAUAUCAGCAACAAAGGAAUCACCAGAAUUGGAAAUUGCAGAAAAAUUGGAUUCUUCAGGAAGUGCUGAUGAAUAUGAAGUUCCUAUAAAGGGAAUUAUGAAAGCAAUGUUUAGUACAAUGACAUCUGCUCAGAAAAUUCCACAUUUUGUGUACAGUGAUGAAGUGUCAGUACAAUUUCUCCAUAAAAUCUGUUCAAGCCUAAAAGAAGAAAAAUUUAGUAAAUACUUGAAAAUCACAUACAUGCCAUUUUUUAUAAAGGCUGCCUCAAAGGCUCUCGAAGAGUUCAAGAUCCUGAAUUCAUCCAUUAGCAGUAAUAAUGACAGUAUUAAGUACAAAUUGUAUCAUAAUAUUGGUGUGGCUGUGGAUACUCCCAAUGGACUGGUUGUUCCCAACAUCAAAAAUGUUCAGAAGCUUAAUAUUGUUCAAAUAGGGGAAGAAUUAAAAAGAUUGAGAAAUCUGGGUCAAAGCAAUUCUCUUCAGUUGAGUGAUAUUACCGGUGGAACUUUUACACUGUCCAAUAUUGGUUCGAUUGGAGGAACUUACACUCAUCCAAUUAUCAUGCCGCCUGAAGUCGCCAUUGGAGCACUAGGGAAAGUCAGAGUGGUUCCAAAGUUUGAUGCGCUAGGUAGUCUCGUCAAAGAUUCAGUUGUGUGUGUGAGCUGGUCCGCUGACCAUAGAGUCAUCGAUGGUGCAACAAUGGCAAGAUUCUCAAACGCAUGGAAGCAUUAUGUUGAAAAUCCACAUCUUUUGUUGCUGGAUAUGUGAAGUUAACACGUUCCAAUUUGAUGGUUUGAAUUGGGAGGGGUGGAGGAAUGGAAUGUGGAAUCUCCUGGAAAUUGUGAAACAAAUAUGUGCCUAAGUACUGCUCAGUUUUGUACAGAAAUAUACAUUAUAUAUUUUUUCAUUUACUAAUAAAAUUUAUUUUGUUAAA